AUGUUGUCAGGUUCGUUGAUGCGCGGGCUAGAGUUUUGAAUCACCCAAUCUUAGGAAGACUUAGCGCUGAUACUCGAUGCAAACCCAAAGACAUUGCUGGAACGAAGAAUGGACUUAACUUCGAGAUCGACGGCCAGCGCACUGACGAUGAAAGUGGUCGCAAGGUGGAAGUCAAAAGUUACAAGUGUCCAAUUUGUAAUGGUAAUCAUAUCCUGCCACGGUGUAGUCAUUUCCAGAAAGAGUCUCCUGAAGGCCGACUCAAGUUUGUUCGUAAACGAGGACUAUGUUACAACUGUUUGUUUCAAGGUCGUAUUGCUACAUCAUGUCCUAAGAAAAGUUUCUGCAAAGUGAACGGCUGCCAAUUAAAGCAUUCUACAUAUCUGCAUCCUAAAAGCAACCCUCGAUUCGCUGAGAAGUCGUCUGGUCCUCAUGUCCCAAAUAAUCCUGACAAUCGCUCGAAUUACGAUUCGCGUGCCAACAACAACGGUUGUGCGAAUGCCACCAAUGUUGGAAAUGAUGUCAACGGGGCCGGUGUCACGGCGACUGGGUUACCAUUAGUAUCCGUUAAAGUAAGAUGUUCUGGUUCAUCUCGAGUCAUAACGUAUGCGUUUUUGGACUCAGGCUCUAACACGACAUUCUGUACGGAUGAAUUGUUGAAACAACUUCGCGUUUAA
Paramuricea clavata is the source of this 674-nucleotide messenger RNA. The record is from the annotation of a GenBank genome assembly. NCBI's taxonomy places the organism in Eukaryota, Metazoa, Cnidaria, Anthozoa, Malacalcyonacea, Plexauridae.